Molecule: messenger RNA, 4044 nt
Organism: Anopheles nili
Lineage: Eukaryota; Metazoa; Arthropoda; Insecta; Diptera; Culicidae
Gene: otk
Product: tyrosine-protein kinase-like otk
Exons: 12
Coding region: 661-4035 (1124 amino acids)
Biological process (GO): multicellular organism development; cell surface receptor protein tyrosine kinase signaling pathway; protein phosphorylation
Cellular component (GO): signaling receptor complex
Molecular function (GO): ATP binding; transmembrane receptor protein tyrosine kinase activity
Source: RefSeq, a predicted model, not a curated record
GUGCCGCUGUUGCACAGUGCGUGUUAUCGCUAGCGUGUUCUGGUGCGUCGAUCCGGCAUUUGCGUAUCUGUGAAAGUACCGUUGCGCGUGGAGCAACAAUGGCGUGCAUUGUGUGUUGCGAAACCGGCGAAUAAAACGAUAGUUCUCUGGAGAUAGGUUUCCGGUGGAAAUUAAUAAAAAAAAACUGCACAGCACAGUACAUAUGUAGCCAUUUUGAAGGGAAGUACUAAUCGAAAGGCAGUGCGUUUGUAUCGAAUGGUCCUUCAGGAAGGAUAGGAACACCGCAGUAAACACACAGCUUAGACAAAGUGUUACGAAAAAUAGUUGCGAAUCACCGAAGUGUUCCUCUAGUUCCUUGUCGGUUCCCGUGAGAAAGCUGUGUGCGUGCGUGCGGUUUGAGUGUCUGAAAAGUGCUUCAAAAUGCAGUUGCAGUCCGUCCAUCGCCACCGGUUCGGGGUUUGAUUGCGAGAACAGUGCCAGUCCGUGUGCCGCGAUUUCGCAGGCCAGCAUCCGAUGCAGUUUGAUUGGCCCGAGGCGUCCAGGGAAUUGUACUCCGUUGGGUGGUUUUCUUGCGUGGAAACGUAGUCGAACGUGCGGGAAAGAACGUAGGAAAGAAAUUCAAGCAAAAAAAAAAUAGUGAUAAAAAAACGACGCAACACAAUGCAAUUGAAAGAAGCAAUCGCGUCCCGCAGGAUGGGAACGGUGUUGCUGAUGGUGCUGGCCGUGCAGUUUGGCUUCGGUUCGGUUCGGUGCGAGUUCCAGUUCACCGUGACGCCCCAAAGCCGGCAAGUGUUCGAGGGUGAACCGGUCACCUUCGAGUGUCGGGCAUUGUUUGAUGAUGAGAUCGAUUUUUCCUGGACACGGAACGGAAUGUCCGUUCCGGUGCAGAAUCGGCAGGAUUUUGGACCGCAGCGCGUGUACCAGAGCGCAUCGAAUCUCCACAUCCGGGCCGCCAAUGGGACGCUCGAUCGGGGUGACUACGUGUGUCUGGCCACGGCGAGAGCUUCCGGUGCCCGUGUGGCGUCCCCAGCGGCCACCCUCGACGUUAUCGCCAUCGCACCACCAGUCGUUCAGCUGCUGAAGCACGAUCCGGAUCGCGGAAGCAUUUCGCUCAAAUGUCACUCGAGCCUGGAAAAUGUCGCCGAAACGACGAACGAUGGCAAACCGAGCGAGGAAACGCACGUCGAAUGGUACAGAAACGAGAUAAAGCUCACGAAAUCAGCCCACAUCGAGCUGCAGCGCCGGAAGCUGCACAUAAAGGGUGCCUCGGCGAAGGAUAACGGCGUGUACAGCUGCUUGCUGGUGGUGGUGUCCCGUACUGACGGUAGCCGCCGGAUUGCGGUGCGAAGUGCGAAAAACUACCGGCUCAAGUUGAAACCCGGCUCCACCUACGGCGACUCGAACAAACUCGACUGCACCAAGAACCACAAUCUGCUGCUUUGCCGUGGAAAGCGUGGUGACCGCCAACUGGCUGCUAAUGGUGCUUCGCUGGAGCUCACCACCGACCCGGAGCGACUGGCCAACGAUAAAGCGAUGGUACCGGCUCAGCUGCAGUUACCCGGCGAAGGACCUUCGGCACCGGUUCGCAUCGUGCUCCAUCCCGUCACGACGGUUGUCAACGAGAGCCAACCGGUUGUGAUGAAUUGUGGCUACCGAGUUACGUCGAACGAAAGCUCUGGCAGUGGGUUGGUCCUGCUGUGGCGAAAGGAUGGCAAGGUGAUCCGCCGAUGGGACAAUGGCAUGGCCGAAUCGACGACGGUCUCGACGGAUGAUGGUGGAGCCACGGAAAGCAGCUCGAUGUUCCGGGACGAUGCCCGCAUCCACGUAGACCGAACGAAUGGUUCUCUGGUGUUCGGAUCCGUUGUGGCCAGCGACGAAGGAAGCUACGACUGCCAGAUAACGAACAAUGCGAGUGACUUUCUGGUCAGCUCGACGGCGGCGGAACUACAAAUCAUUUCAAACCUUCGUUUUACGCCAAAACCACCGACGAGCAAAAAUCUGGAGCUGGGUUCCAUCGCCAAGAUCCACUGCAAAGCGCAAGGCACACCAACACCAACCGUCCACUGGACCUCGACAGGAUCGGAUGGCAAUGGUGGCUCCGGUGUGGCCCUUCCCGAGUCCGUCGAAGACGUCAACGGGACACUCGUGUUCCGGAAUGUGUCCGCAGAGCACCGGGGUAGCUACGCGUGUGUUGCCUCCAACAGCCAGGGUGAGAUCCGAGCGAGCGUUUCGGUGAACGUGGUGAUCGCGCCCAAGUUCGAGAUCGCCCCGGAAGGAUCGGUGCAGGUGACUGAGCUGGGAACGGUACAGUUCCACUGUGUCGCAACCGGUGAUCCCAAACCGACCAUCCAGUGGGAUAAGGAUCUGCAGUACCUGCACGGGCGAGCUGGUGGACCGGCUGGUGCGAACGGAAGCGAGGAGGAACGAUACCGGAUUCUGGAGAAUGGUACACUCGUGCUGACGGAGGUCCAUCUGGAGGAUGACGGACGGUACGGGUGCACUAUCGGUAAUAGCGCUGGUUUAAAGCGCGAAGAAGUCCACCUGAUCGUCAGACCGGCUGACGGUAUCCCAUUGCCGGAGGAAUCUGCCGAAGAUGGCUUUCUGAUCACGCGGGCCGUACUGAUCACGAUGUCGGUGGCGUUUGCGUACAUCAUCCUCGUUGUUGGGCUGAUGAUUUGGUGUCGUCAUCGACGAGCGGCUCGCAAAGCCCGACUAAACCACGGUUCCUCGAAGGAAAACGGAGGUGACGUGGACAUGAAGAACUGCGAGAUUGAACCGUGCCUGCCGGAAAAGGGAGCUGUUUCGGGCGCGGAAAACGGAGGACUAGCGGUUGCAUCCGGACGUGGCAAGAAGCAGCAGAAGAAUGGUUCUGCUGGGGGCAAGGAUCCGGCUGCGGGUUGUCCAGAUAACGGGCAGGACAAGAGCGACGAUACGGUCAACUCGAACAAAUCGAAGAAGUCCUCCGGAUCAGGAUCUUUGCUCGAGCAGCUAACCGUGCCCCGGUCAGCCGUCAUGGAGCUGUUGCAGAUUGGCCGCUGCGACUUUGGGGAUGUGUUUAUUGGAAAGAUUCGCGAGAAUGACUGCCGAAUGCCGCCACCGAAAGCGAGCGCCACGCAGGAACCGAUUGCCGGAGAUGAGGUCGGUCCAAGCGCGGAGGUCAGCACAGAAAAUGAGCGUAAGAGUCCCGUCACGAAGCGUCCGUCGAAUGAGGAGUUGAAUGCGAUUCGACCGGAGAAUGAUUACAAGCCGGUGCUGGUGAAGGCGCUCACGAAGGUGAAGGACGAGCACUGUUGCGCCGAGUUCCGGCGUCAGCUCGAGCUGUUCCGUGUGGUUUCGCAUCGAAAUGUGGUGCAGCUGUUUGGAUUAUGCCGAGACAAGGACCCACACUAUCUGCUGCUGGAGCACACCGACUGGGGAGACCUAAAGCAGUUCCUGUUGGCGACCUCCCCGGCCAUCCCGCCGAAUGGAACGGUUGACAAGAAGGAUACCGGCUCGAAGCCACCACCACUCAACGUGCCACAGAUACUUGCCCUGGCCCACCAGAUCGGUCGCGGAAUGGACGCCAUCUACAAGGCUCGCAUUAUCCACAAGGACCUGGCGACUCGGAACUGCAUCAUCAGCAGCGACUUUUCAGCGAAGAUCUCCCUCCCGGCGUUGGCUCGAGACAAGUACAGCAAAGAGUACUGCAAGCACCGGAACCAGCUGAUGCCGAUUCGCUGGAUGGCGCCCGAAUGCUUCCAGGAGGACGAUUACUCGAUCAAGAGCGACGUCUACUCGUUCGCUGUGCUUGUCUGGGAGCUGUUCACCAACGCGACUGAGCUGCCAUUUAAGGAUCAAACCGACGAAGAAGUGAUCACAUGCGCCCAAACGGGCAAGCUCGAAUGGAAGGUUGCGGACAAAACGCCCGAAGCGUUACACAAGAUUCUGACAUCGUGCUGGUCGGCAAACCCGAAGGAACGGCCCUCGUUCAGCCAGCUGGUCGUCGCCAUCGGUAACUGCCUGCAGAGUGAAUAUCCGAAGGAGCCGUCGGAGUAAAUGAACCGC